GUAAAAUUUGAACAGUUUGAUUCCCGGCUUUCACUUAAGAUGAUGCUCGCAACAUUUCUAGUGCUUUUUUCGGCAGUCUUAGUCCUAGGGACUCAGAGAUCGGCUCAGUUGCUGGAACCAGGAUGCCUACCGCCUAACGAUAGACAAGAAGUUGAUCCAGCCCCAUGGAUGGCAUACUUAGUUCGCCAAGGGGCAUACGCAUGCUCAGGAUCACUCAUUACUUAUAACUUUGUUCUUACGUCGGGUCAUUGUGCAGACAUAACAAAAAACUUAUAUGUCAGAUUGGGACAUUAUCAAUCAAAUGGAACAGAAGACUUCCUAGUCAUGAGUGUUUUUCGUCAUCAAAGAUACGAAACUAUAAUGUCCGACGAUAUUGCUUUACUUAAACUGAAUCGAUCUUUAGAAGGUCGAGCUAAAAUCAGGCCGAUCUGCAUUCUUUUAAACCCUGACUUGAGGACAACGAUCAAAGCUAUCCCGAGCUUUAUCUUAACUGGAUGGAGUCAAACUAAAGGUGAUACCCAACAAACUGUUCGACAGGUCCUUGUCAACAGGGUUGACCCAGGAAUGAACGAAUAUUGGUGUCGCAAACAAGAAGAACGAUUUUGCUGCCAAAAGCCCGCUAUUUUUGCACUUACCGCUGACCCCGGAACUCCUUUGGGAGGACAGGUUCUUUUUGAUGAAAGCCCUAUGAUCGUUCAAUUCGGAAUAUUCAGCUCAGGACAUGGCGACACAAGCUAUGGAAUAUACACGGAUGUUAAUUACCAUACACCUUGGAUUGUAGCUACAAUUCGACAAAAUUAAUUUCCUUUUUUAUUGCUACAUGAAACUUAAUAAACAUAACAAUGAAGUCAACACACUGGAAAUAGUUAAGGUCAAAAUAUCCCAAUUAUAAACUGAAGAAUUGUCGGUUCC
This is a messenger RNA of Drosophila rhopaloa, 912 nucleotides long. Its product is annotated as serine protease grass-like. The record is from RefSeq and is a predicted model, not a curated record. NCBI's taxonomy places the organism in Eukaryota, Metazoa, Arthropoda, Insecta, Diptera, Drosophilidae. Gene Ontology annotation, molecular function: serine-type endopeptidase activity. Gene Ontology annotation, biological process: proteolysis. Bases 40 to 801 code for a protein of 253 amino acids. The transcript is spliced from 4 exons.